This is a messenger RNA of Phytophthora nicotianae INRA-310, 309 nucleotides long. RefSeq lists its product as hypothetical. Bases 1 to 309 code for a protein of 102 amino acids. The transcript has 2 exons. Lineage: Eukaryota; Oomycota; Peronosporomycetes; Peronosporales; Peronosporaceae. The record is from RefSeq and is a predicted model, not a curated record.
AUGAGCUCUCGCUGGAAGAAGUUCUCCUCGGACGGACCUGGACAAAUCAAUAGUUGGAAGCGGUUCGGCCGGUACCAAGACAUAUACGGGAGCAAGUGUAGCCCUUGGUUCCACGAGCAUGAUGGUUCCCUCAAAGAUGAUCGAGUCGUGAAGUUCGGUAUCAUCGCCAAGAAAUAUCCGAUAUAUUAUCCUAAGAUGAUCAAAGAGGAGAAGACACAAUACGGGAGCGGCGAAGCGAACAUGGAACUUGAGCAUAUGUCGGGUAGCCGGAGUCAAUGCAUCCAGUGUGAAGGCCCACUGAGCCCAUAG